AUCUAAAGAUCUCUACAUUCGCAAGCCUAAUCAUCAGUCUAUAAGAGAAAGCUAUCACCAAGACCGACUUUUCAUUCCUGGUUUUCCGAUAACACUUAACAGAUCUUCAUCCAGUCAUCAGAACUGACCACCAAGACGUAAGUAGAACAAAAUGGCUUUAAUCCAAGCGAAACCAUUCCGUCUUGCCCUAAUUCAAUUAUCAGGUUUAACAUCUUCCAAACCUCACAAUAUCUCCAUAGCUCGUUCAGCCGUAGCUCAAGUAUCUAAAACUGAACCGAAACCUCAAUUAAUAGUAUUACCGGAAAUAUGGAACAGUCCAUAUGCCGUCAGUAGUUUCAGACCUUAUUCCGAGAUCAUACCUUCUCCUUCACCUCCCACGGAUUUAAUCGUACAAGGAGGAGAAGAAGAAAUAAAAGAGGAAGAAGGUGAGACUGUAAAAGCUAUGAGAGAAAUGGCUAGAGAUUCUGGUUGUUGGUUAAUUGGAGGAAGUAUCCCGGAAAUCGAUAAGAAAACAGAUAACAUUUAUAAUUGUUGUACUGUCUAUGAUCCUUCAGGUAGAUUAGUUGCGAAACAUAGGAAAAUACAUUUGUUCGAUAUUGAUAUUCCUGGUAAACAAACUUUCAAAGAAAGCGAGACGUUGACUGGUGGAACUCAAUUGACAACGUUCGAAACUCCAUUUGGCAAGAUUGGUCUGGGAAUAUGUUAUGAUAUUCGAUUCCCAGAAAUGGCAAUGAUUGCAGCUAGAAAAGGAUGCGUGGCUAUGAUCUAUCCUUCGGCUUUCAAUACCACUACUGGACCUAUGCAUUGGACGUUGUUACAAAGGGCUCGCGCGGUCGAUAACCAAAUUUACGUAGCCAUGUGUUCUCCUGCUCGUCAUCCCGAAGCUUCCUAUCAAGCUUAUGGACAUAGUAUGGUUGUCAACCCUUUGGGAGAGGUCAUAGCUGAAGCCGAUGAGAACGGCGCUGUCAUUUUUGCUGAUAUUGAUCCUGAACUGCUCGCUACCACCCGUCGUAACCUGCCCGUUACUAUUCAAAGACGAUUCGACGUCUAUCCUGAUGUCGCCAAAACUCCUUAAGAGCGGGAUUCCAGGCGUAGCUACGAUCAAUACAGUCAAAAUUUAUCUGCAUGUCAUACGAAUAUACUUGUUAAA
This is a messenger RNA of Tremella mesenterica DSM 1558, 1150 nucleotides long. RefSeq lists its product as uncharacterized. The transcript is spliced from 10 exons. NCBI's taxonomy places the organism in Eukaryota, Fungi, Basidiomycota, Tremellomycetes, Tremellales, Tremellaceae. The record is from RefSeq and is a predicted model, not a curated record. The coding region runs from base 152 to 1075 and encodes 307 amino acids. Gene Ontology annotation, biological process: oxaloacetate metabolic process; L-glutamine metabolic process. Gene Ontology annotation, molecular function: omega-amidase activity. Gene Ontology annotation, cellular component: mitochondrion.